Molecule: messenger RNA, 501 nt
Organism: Heterobilharzia americana
Lineage: Eukaryota; Metazoa; Platyhelminthes; Trematoda; Strigeidida; Schistosomatidae
Source: the annotation of a GenBank genome assembly
ACUGAAUUUGGACAUCAAAUGUCUACUUGCAGAUGUUUUUGCAAAUGGGGAAAGAAAGAAGAAGCACGAGCAGAUAUGGAAAGAGAAAUUACUACGCUAACAAACUUGGAGAAGAGAGAAGUUAGACAGCAGUUUUUCAGCGUUGAAGAUUACAAAGCUUCUAAUCCUGUUCGCUGUCCCAUACAGAGCAUCCUAUAUUUGUUGAUGGUUACCUGUUAUCUUGGUGUAUCAUCCAAAUUUCGUGUUAGUUGUCACUCUUUCAAAAAAUUGCUUGUAACACCCUUCAGAGCUGCACGAACAAAGUGGAUAGGAAAUCUUUCAGAAGAACUCAGUAAAGAUAAAGCAGGUGUUAGUGAGCGGAAAACACAGGAGAGCAACGCUCACCAUUGUGAAAAAUCCACAGAUGUCGUUGCGUGCAGAAACCUGCUUGAUGAUCUUAUUAACGAUGAACCAGUGGGAAGACACACAUUUGGUGGGUUUCAUUUUACUGGUCAUCUUUGA